Rhizophagus irregularis DAOM 181602=DAOM 197198 is the source of this 401-nucleotide messenger RNA. RefSeq lists its product as uncharacterized. The record is from RefSeq and is a predicted model, not a curated record. Lineage: Eukaryota; Fungi; Glomeromycota; Glomeromycetes; Glomerales; Glomeraceae. Gene Ontology annotation, molecular function: protein binding.
UUAUCAAAAUUAUCCCAAAAUUUACUCGAAAUUUUAGACGACGAAGAAUAUUAUGAUGUUACAAUUGAAGUUGGUAACGAUCCUUACGUAAAAGUAUUUCGUGCCCAUAUGGUUAUCUUAAAUUAUCGUUCUCCUUACUUGAGAAGAAUUUUGUCAACUAACAAAAGGAAAAAUGAUGGAACUUUAACGCAUAUUAAAUUACCAAGUAUUUUACCCGAAAUUUUUCAAAUAAUCUUAAGGUAUAUUUAUGGGGGAGAACUUACUUUAGAAGAAUAUGAUACUUCGUAUGUCGUUAAAAUUUUGGUUGCUGCUAGUGAACUAAGUCUUCAAGAAUUAAUUCCCCAUUUGCAAUCAUUCUUGAUUAAAAACAAAACAAAAUGGAUAGAACAAAAUUUUAACUC